GUGGAAAACAAGAAAGGGAUUUGGGGAAGGUGCUGGCGGCUCGGCGAUCUGUUAUUUUCCGUGCUCGUGAGAUGGAAUAGCGGAGCCUCCUGAUUUCAGAGCACGGGAUUUAAAUCCCUCUGCGUGUCCGCCUCCAGAAAUGAUUCCCAUCACAGAUUUUCUAAGAGUGGAAUGGAAUAACCAUGAAUGGUGAUGCACCUAAUCAGGAUUCUUCCUCUCAGCUCCCUGACUGGAAGGAGUUCUGUGAGCUUCAUGCACAGGCUGCCGCUGCGGAUUUUGCCCAAAAGUUCUGCCAGUUUUUGAAAGAGAAUCCUCAUUACAAUGCCCCAGGAGCAGAAACAUCAUUCUCCCACCACUUUGCAGCCAAUUUUUUAGACUUCUUCAGUUUUGAGGUUAGCAGGGUAUAUGUAUCUGACUCUCCAUCAAAGUAUAACAUUGUACCUUUUGUAGGUCUUCAGAAUUGCCAGGUGCCUUUAGCUAGAAAUUUUGUACCAAGAAAAGAAGAAACAUCAACAGAAUCUUUGGACAGCAUGGACAAUCCUGUCACAAACAGAAGUCGGACUCAGGGCCGUGCUCACAAGGUCUCCUCUUAUGGCCAGUCACGCAGUUCUGAAGAUGUUUCAGUUCAUGGAAACCCCAAGACUAAGUUUAAGAAGGGCUUUUCUUUGAGGAACAUGAGUUUGUGUGUAGUAGACGGUAUGAAAGAAAUGUGGCACAGAAAGUCUUCUCCAGAACCAGGUUUGGAUAAUGGGCAGACGAGACGCUCAGAACGUGACCAGUGUACUCUUGGUAGUAAAGAACACGUUGAGCCACGCGAAAAGUGGACUCACAAAUUACGGCUGUCAAAAAUGCAGCCAUCGAAGAUUGAUGUAGUUGACAUUCAGAGAGAGGGAACGCUAAGGUACAUGGUGGCAGAUGACACAAACUGUGUUGGUAGCUCUCAAUGGCAGAAAUGCCGUUUGCUUUUGAGGAAAGCAGUCAAAAUGGAGGGAGAAAGAUUCCUGCUUGAGUUUUUUGUGCCUCCAAAGUCUUCAAAACCUAAAGUAAGCAUUCCUCUGUCUGCCAUUAUUGAGGUUCGGACAACAAUGCCAUUGGAGAUGCCAGACAAAGACAACACGUUUGUAUUAAAGGUAGAAAAUUCUGCAGAGUAUAUUUUAGAAACUAUUGACUCUCUUCAGAAGCACUCUUGGGUAGCUGAUAUCCAGGAUUGUAUAGACCCAGGAGACAGCGGAGAAGACAUAGAACUCUCAUCUUGUGGACAGGGUGCAUGUCUACCAGGCAGAGUAUCAUCGUGUAGCUGUGAGUUUCUGGCAGAUGGUGUAUACCGUCCCCUGGAAGCAGGAGGUCAUGAUAUUACUUCCACAUCUGCUGUCUCUCUUCCUCCACCUGCUUUACCUUCUCAGGGAAGAAACAGGGAACAGGCUUCUGCAGAUCAUCUUGUGCACAUUCCACUAGAGAAUUUUCUGCAGACCUUGGAAUCUCCACCUUCUAACCAUGCCGCAGGUGAAGAAGGUGACAAAGAAGUCAAUAUAAAUUUGUUAGAUUUCCCUUGGUUCCAUGGAACUUUAUCUCGUAUUAAAGCGGCUCAACUUGUGCUUUCUGGUGGAGCUCGGAGUCAUGGACUUUUUGUCAUUCGUCAAAGUGAAACACGUCCAGGGGAAUAUGUACUGACUUUUAACUUUGAAGGCAAAGCAAAGCAUCUGAGAUUAUCUCUCAAUGAAAAUGGCCAAUGCCAUGUGCAGCAUCUGUGGUUUCAAACCAUUUUCGACAUGCUGAAGCACUUUCACUCUCAUCCCAUACCCCUGGAAUCUGGCGGCUCUGCUGACAUUACUUUACGCAGCUAUGUUGUUGCUCAUUAUCCCUCAUCUGACUCUGCGCCUUCCUCAAACAUGGGAUUACAACAAGGCUGUAGGACCGAAAAUCAUUCUCAACACUACUUCUCAAGCUCUGGUGCGAGUAGUAUUCAACCAGGGGUUCCUCCUGAAAGUUUGGCUUCAUCCACACAUCCAGCAUAUCACAGAGUGGAAGGGACUCUUGGAGCUCAAAGCCGCAGUAACAGUGCAGAGCUCUUGUUAGAAUCCUCAAAUGGAAGCACAGAAGAUUACCAUGAAAGCGAUGGAUCUCGAAGCAGGACCAGAGCUGUAGAGAACCAGUAUUCUUUUUACUAAAUAACUCAGAUAUGAUUCACAGCACUGCAGCUGUGCCUGUUUUGAAUUCACAACCUAUGGUCUGCAUUUAAUACAACCAAGGUAUAUUGAGUUAGCUUCUGCAGUAGCCAGAAUUCACAUUUUUUACCUACCAAUGUACUUCUUUAUGAGGUGCCAUAAUUAUCAAAAUUGCCUGUUUAAUAAAACAUCCCUGAUAGUGACAUUUAUAAUACCCUGACCUGACGGCCACUCCACAUUCAUGAUC
Molecule: messenger RNA, 2412 nt
Organism: Spea bombifrons (plains spadefoot toad)
Lineage: Eukaryota; Metazoa; Chordata; Amphibia; Anura; Pelobatidae
Gene: SH2B2
Product: SH2B adaptor protein 2
Exons: 9
Coding region: 183-2168 (661 amino acids)
Biological process (GO): intracellular signal transduction; antigen receptor-mediated signaling pathway
Cellular component (GO): plasma membrane
Molecular function (GO): transmembrane receptor protein tyrosine kinase adaptor activity
Source: RefSeq, a predicted model, not a curated record